AUGGUCAAAGUCACGAUUCUUGGGGCGGGGGUCACCGGUAUGACCAUCGCCAGUCAACUCCCAGUUGACUACGAAGUCACCAUCGUUGGAAAGCAUCUACCCGGAGAUCUCGAUAAGACCUGGGCCAGUCCUUGGGCUGGCGCCGUAUGGGUCGGGGUGCACAACUCCAACAAGGAAGAUCAAAGAACGCAACUUGAUGGGUUUUCAGGGCUAUGGCAUCUUGCCGAGAAAUACCCCGAGUCGAGUGUGCACAUGGCUGAGAUGAUGGAGAUCAUGGACAUUGGAUCUCCUGACGAUGUGUGGUAUCAGGGCAAGCUUCCUGACUUCCGCUUCCUUUCCAAGGACGAAUUGCCGGUGGGAGCCAAGUACGGAAUGAAAUAUAAGACCGUGGUGAUUACACCUCAAGUCUUUGUAGUGUGGAUGCGACAGAGGCUGGAAGCUCGCGGUAUCAAGUUUUUGCGAGCGAAUGUUCUCGCCUUGGGUGACUUGAAGAACCUCGGACAUGACAUUCUUAUCAAUGCUUCGGGACUUGGAUCUACCACGCUCAACGACGUCCGCGACCCUCAUCUGAUUCCUUACCGCAACCAGUCUCUUGUCAUCCGCGAUAGCAACUAUCAAGGUCUCUAUAUACGACGAGGUCCCGACGGCUACUAUUCGACUGCAUUUGCACGACAAGACGGAAAUGUCUAUAUGGGUGGUAUGCUUACCGCCAACAGCACUGAUAUCAUAGCGAAAGAGGAGAUUCGCAACAGAAUUAUUUCUCGUGUCCACGACAACCUUCCCCAGUAUUUCCCAUCCCCAAAGAUUACCUAUUAUGAUUUUGUUGGGGACCAUGUCGGGUACUGGCCCUCGCGCCUCACCGAGCAUGGGGGCAACAGGGUUGAGAAGGAAGUUCUUGACGGUCAGAGGGUCAUCCAUGCCUAUGGCCAGUUUGCCGGCGGCUACGUUAAUAGCUAUGGUGUCGCUCUAAAGGUGAGAAGAUUGGUAGAAGAGUUUUUGUAUCCGCUGGCAAGGCUCUGA
Messenger RNA from Penicillium verrucosum, 1020 nucleotides. RefSeq names its product FAD-dependent oxidoreductase. The record is from RefSeq and is a predicted model, not a curated record. The transcript has 3 exons. Bases 1 to 1020 code for a protein of 339 amino acids. Gene Ontology annotation, molecular function: FAD binding; D-amino-acid oxidase activity. NCBI's taxonomy places the organism in Eukaryota, Fungi, Ascomycota, Eurotiomycetes, Eurotiales, Aspergillaceae.